UAUAAAUCCAUCGAUUUGAAUGAAUCUGGAAAAGCAAAAAAUGCAAGGCGAAGGGAGACGCAUGCUUGGGGAGACGAAAGUGAGCGAUCUGAUCACGAACAAGAAAAGGCUGGUGGAGGUGCCCUACACCGCUUCCCUAGCCGACACAAUCAACGCCCUCAUGGCCAACCGGAUCCUGGCCGCCCCGGUAGCCGCCCCGCCGGGUCACUGGAUCGGGGCGGGCGGGUCCAUGAUCAUGGAGUCCGAUAAGCAGACCGGGGUGGCUAGGAAGCAUUAUAUCGGGAUGGUCACCAUGCUCGAUGUGCUCGCUCACAUCGCCGGAAACGGCCCCGAGGAUCUCCACCGUCGGAUGCAAGUUCCCGUUUCCUCGAUUAUCGGCCAUUGCAUCGAGAGCCUCACAUUGUGGACGAUCAAUACUAAUACUCACAUAACAGACUGCAUGGAAGUGUUCUGUAAAGGGAUACAUCGAGCUUUAGUUCCUGUUGACAGCCAAAUGGAAAACAUAGCUGGUGUGGAGCUCAUGGAAUCUGCAUCUAGCUAUCAUAUGCUUACCCAGAUGGAUCUCCUCAGAUUCUUGAAGAACCACGAACACGAUCUCCAACCUCUCCUUCAACGCCCCAUCGCCCAACUUGGAGCCAUCGUUGAUGCUGUUGUUGGUGUCUCCAAGAAAACCAAAGUGAUGGAUGCUAUAAUUUCCAUGAACAAAGCUGCUCUUAACGCUGUACCCAUUCUUGAAUCUACUGGCGCCGUUAAUGUGGAUCACACAAAGCUUAUAGAUGGUAAAGGCAGGAAGCCUGUGGGAACAUUUUCGGCCACGGAUCUGCGAGGAUGCCCGAUAUCAGUGCUGCAAUCGUGCUUGCAUGUGAGCGUGAUGGAGUUCAUCAACAAACUAUCAGAGAUCCCACAGCACGAGUCCUCUGGCCUGAGGAACUCCACAGACGAGCUCAUAACCUGCCGGCCCGAGUCCAAGCUCGGGGAGGUGGUGGACAAGGUUGUGAGCAACCACGUGCAUCGAGCUUGGGUUGUCGAUGAAUCAGGUAUGCUCACUGGAGUCGUCUCCCUCACCGAUAUCAUCAAAGUGAUUCGAGUUUGGUUGCUAUCGGACCGCACUUGAUGAGAUUUUGAUACACACAGUGUCUUUUGGGUAAUGUUGUUUUUUGUAGAGUUGUCAAGUUUCCACUUUUAUGUUUGGUUUGUUAAACGUACAUAUCCUGCUUAUUUUAAUUGGCUGUUUUUGUUUUGUA
This is a messenger RNA of Salvia hispanica, 1244 nucleotides long. Its product is annotated as Cystathionine beta-synthase (CBS) protein. Gene Ontology annotation, cellular component: nucleus; cytoplasm. The record is from RefSeq and is a predicted model, not a curated record. NCBI's taxonomy places the organism in Eukaryota, Viridiplantae, Streptophyta, Magnoliopsida, Lamiales, Lamiaceae.